AUGAGACCCGAUCAGAACAGACACUCCGUUGGCGUCAAUGAAGCUGCAUAUGCUUCAAACACUCCCCUGGUUGUGCGUUUCGACGAAGAGCAGAUUAGGAGCACGGAGGUUGCGUCCUCGAAUAAAGCGAAAGCGGAAAGAAUGAAAGUCGACCCAAGCCCACCCACACCCAUCGACGAUACGCCGUAUAUACGAUACGCAAUCGACCAAUUGACUCGAGAAGAGAAUGCCAAACCCAUACAGAGACCCAGCACGUCGACGAGCUCCGAGUCAUAUCCCGUCGAUCGAAUUGUCCCGGAUCUUGGGCUAGGGUACAAGCCCUCUACGCGAAGAGAAGAAUUGGCCUUGAUAAGAAAACAUCGUUCAACUCCUACACCAACUUCCGAAGGAGGAAGACUGUUCAACUACAAUGCAACCCGACCUUUAUCAGGCCAUUCAGCCCCAUCACUCGUUCCAUCUCGAGAAUUGUUAUCAGCUGGACCUCCAAACUUCAUUCCUGUGCCUCCUCCAACACACUCCCCGCGGUAUCCAAAACUCACAUUUGUACCAACGAUCUUACGGCCUGCUUCCAUGAUCAUGCUCUCAAUAUCAUGUCUAUUGAUGAUUGCUGCCCUCAUGUUUACGGCAAUCUAUUCGACCUACCAUAAAGGUCUCACGGACUAUUCUGGCGUAUAUGGAGGCCAAUAUUUCGUCUUUGCUUUUUUGCCGCAAAUUCUUGCGGCUUGUAUAUUUGUAUAUGUGCAAUGCGUCAUGUCCGCUAUUACGAGAAUUUUGCCCUAUACGCUGAUGGCAAUGGACGAUGCAGAGAGCAGGGCCAACGCCCUCUUUCUUGGAAUAUUUCCACGGACCAUGCUAUGGCCUGGAUUGCAAGUUAUACGGGUUGAAGGCCUUUGGAGAUGGACAACUGUGCAAGGCAUUGCUUGGACACUGGUUGCGAUAUAUAUACUGGUUCUCAUGGGGGCUGCAAUUUUGGCCUUGUUUUUCUUCCACCGCAGGACCGGCUUGAUGUGGGAUCCUCGUUCGUUGGCGGACGUAAUUUGUUUAUUGCCACGGAGUAAUUGCUUGGGGGAUUAUAACGGAACGGAUACUAUGCUCAAGGACGAGCUUCGAGAUCGGUUGUCUUUGAGAAGUGAACGCAUCGGCUUCUGGAUGACACAACAUAGAAGCCAGGGGCUUUUCUACUGCAUUGGAGAGGAGGGUACAGCGACACGGCGGUACACUCUUGAAUCUGGCAAGGUCCAGGAGAAAAGUAUCGAACCAUCAGCCGAUCUUGAGAGCAACAUUGGGGAGUACAGUGAGCAAGCACGCUUUGCAUAUAUCACGUGGUAUCUUCGCGACACCUUCAUUGUCUUUUGGGCUGUGGCUAGUUUCCUAACGUUGACGGCCUUGAUAAUUGUAUCAUUCCUCCCCUCGACAGCCAUUCGGAAGGGUUUCAAACCGCUGUUGUCAGCCGUAGCGGACAUUCAUGGGUUUUCUCCGGCGAACUUCUUUUACAGCUUCAUACCUGCUGUGAUUGGUAUGCUGCUUUAUCUUUUGUUCCAGAGCCUUGACAUGAUUCUACGAAAGCUACAGCCAUGGGCGGAAUUGGGGAAAUCACAAGGGGAGACUGCCGAUCGAUCACUGCUUCUCGAUUAUACAGCCGACCUUCCUAUCAGCUGCACCCUCAAUGCGUUUUCCGGUGGACACUUACGUAUUGCCACGAUGUCUUUGCUGUCAUUCGUCUUCAUCCUCCUUCCAAUUCUCGCUGGGGGAAUAUUUUUCCCACUUACGACUCCGGCAAACGAGGUCCGCAUGAUCCCAAACUUACCGGCCUUCUACAUAUGCAUUGCACUCUUGAUCCUCUACGUCCUUGGCCUGUUUAUGCUCGUCCCAAAUCGACGCCUUAUGCACCUCCCACAUAACGUUGACUGCCUCGCGGAAAUCAUCAGCUUCAUGCACGCCAGUCAUAUUCUGGAUAAUGAUGCUGCCUUCAGAGCCCCAAGAUCUAAGGCCGAUCUAACAACCAGGCUCAUGGUAGCUCGGACGGAUGGACAAAACGCAAAGUAUGCGUUCGGAUCAUACAAAGGACGCCUUGGAAAAUAUUGCUACGGGAUCGAAAAACUUGGCCAGCCGGACGUUCGCAUUCAGAUAUGA
Lachnellula hyalina is the source of this 2133-nucleotide messenger RNA. RefSeq lists its product as uncharacterized. Lineage: Eukaryota; Fungi; Ascomycota; Leotiomycetes; Helotiales; Lachnaceae. The transcript is spliced from 2 exons. The record is from RefSeq and is a predicted model, not a curated record. The coding region runs from base 1 to 2133 and encodes 710 amino acids.